AUGUUUUCGCGUUUAUUUAGUGCCCGACCUAUUAUCGCAAGGGCUGGUAUCCGUAUUCGUUCUGGCGUUUCGAACCCUUGUCGUUGGAUCGCUCACUCUUCUGUAAGAAUGUCUAAUAAACCAUUCUGGGGUGUUGUUACGGCAGUUGGUGGAGUUGCUAUGUUUUCGCUACUCUAUUCUCCAAAGAUCAAAGCAGAAGAUGCAAGCAACCCAAUUCCUGAUUGUAACAACCCAGCGUGCCACGACACCCAAGAAAUGUUCCGCUUAACUACUGAAUCUGUUUCCAAGAAGGCUGUAAAGCAGCCUUCUGCGUAUACGCGGAAAGAAAAUGAGUUCACUGUACGCGAUGCCGAUGGUAAACUGCACGAGUGUCCUCCAUCUCGUGAACUGCUAGGACGUCAUUCCUGGACAUUAUUACACUCUGUGGCCGCGUACUAUCCCGAUAAUCCCACGGAAGAAGAUAAACAACGUGCUCGCGAGUUUAUCGCUAGUUUUGCGCAUCUUUAUCCCUGCAAAGUUUGCGCGAAGCAUUUGAAGAAGCUCCUCGAGAAAAAUCCUCCAGCAGUGAAUUCACAGAAGGAGUUUGUGAUUUGGAUGUGCAACCUGCAUAAUGCCAUGAACCGGACGCUGCUCAAGCCAGUUUAUCCAUGCAACUAUGAGCUGCUGGAAGAGAGGUGGCAUUGGGGCUGCUCGGAAUGCUGGAAUCCUGAGGGGGGUAAGAAAAAGAUGUCGUCGACCGAAUCGAUGGAGUUUGAGUGGUUACCAGUGAUCUAA
Blastocystis hominis is the source of this 774-nucleotide messenger RNA. Its product is annotated as Erv1. Gene Ontology annotation, molecular function: flavin adenine dinucleotide binding; flavin-dependent sulfhydryl oxidase activity. The transcript is spliced from 6 exons. Gene Ontology annotation, cellular component: mitochondrion. Bases 1 to 774 code for a protein of 257 amino acids. NCBI's taxonomy places the organism in Eukaryota, Bigyra, Opalinata, Blastocystidae. The record is from RefSeq and is a predicted model, not a curated record.